Messenger RNA from Stegostoma tigrinum, 2962 nucleotides. RefSeq names its product phosphatidylinositol glycan anchor biosynthesis, class W (gene pigw). Gene Ontology annotation, biological process: protein localization to plasma membrane; GPI anchor biosynthetic process. Gene Ontology annotation, cellular component: membrane; endoplasmic reticulum. Gene Ontology annotation, molecular function: glucosaminyl-phosphatidylinositol O-acyltransferase activity. The record is from RefSeq and is a predicted model, not a curated record. Lineage: Eukaryota; Metazoa; Chordata; Chondrichthyes; Orectolobiformes; Stegostomatidae. The transcript has a single exon. Bases 188 to 1711 code for a protein of 507 amino acids.
ACAGCAGGUAAAGCAGCAUCAGCGGAGCACCUGAAAAUAUUCAACAGGUCGGGCAACAUCUGUGAAGAGAGACUGAACGUUUCUGGCCAAUGACUUCUGUGUGUUUAUUAAAUCUAAUGUAAUUCUCUUAUUACCAAAUACAGAGUAUUUUAAGGUGUCUUGUUCAGGAAAAACGAUCAUUCCUAAUAUGGCAGAAAAAGAACUCAAAGUAGAAUUUAUCAGUAACCUGAGUGGUACUACUCUAGCUGAGAAUUUAUUGGGUUUAAUUCUGUCUGCAUUAUGCGUCACCUAUCGAGGACUGAUAUUAAUGUAUUUUGUUGGAGAAAGUGCAAUAUCAUCAUGGAAAAGACUUCUGUUUGAUUUUAUUGUGUUAGUGGCAUUUCUUGUACUGUCCUGCACAAUUUUGGCAAAUAUGCUUCACUGGUUGGUGCUGGCUCUGGCAGCUGUACUUGUAUUAUCUGUGUUUCAGAUAUACAGUCAACGAAAACAGCAUUUUCGUCAGCAGUUAAAGGAAGUCUUAAGAUCUUUUUUGGAAACCAGCUUGGAUGUGAAUUACAUUCCCUUUGUCACUUUAUUUCGCGUCUUCAUUAACAUCAAGACAGGCAUCAGCAUUCUAGCUGUGGACUUUCCAAUAUUUCCAAGACGCUAUGGCAAAGCUGAAACAUAUGGAACUGGGAUUAUGGAUUUUGGAGUGGCAGCUUUUGUUUUUGCAAAUGCUAUUGUAUCUCCUGAAGCAAGACAAAAGAACAAAAAUAUAUCAUAUUCCAAUUUCAGUUUUGUGAUUAAACAGAUCAUAGCAGUUUGGCCUUUGGUUUUCUUAGGGUUAGCCCGUUUAAUAAGUGUUAAAGCAGUGGACUAUCAUGAGCAUGUAACUGAAUAUGGUGUACAUUGGAACUUCUUUUUCACACUGGCAAUAGUUAGGGUCUUGUCAUCUUUUCUUUUGAUAUUAUACCCUGUGAAAAAUUCCUGGAUCUUGUCAGCUAGCAUUGCCAUCUGUUAUCAGUUGCUGCUUGAAAUGACAAAUCUGAAGCAAUUUAUAUUACAUGGAAGUGAUGGCAAAGGCACAAGGUUUGGAUUCAUUAAUGCCAACAGAGAAGGACUCUUUUCAUUGCUGGGAUACAUAGCAAUUUACAUGGCUGGUGUACAGGUUGGCAUUUACGUAAUGAAAAAGAGAACAUUGGUUAAAGACUGGGUAAAAGUUCAAGGUUUCCUCGUAAUUAACUUUUUGAUCUUGUGGCUGCUACUGCACGUGUCUGAGGCCCUCACAGACCCAGUAUCCCGCCGAAUGGCCAAUUUGAGUUUUGUUUUAUGGACAGUUGGACAGAGUUUGUUUUUUCUGAUGAUUUAUUUACUUGCUGAUCUUGUUUUAGUGUUUAUCAAGGUUAUCUCAGGGAUGGCUAAUGUACCAAGUUCAUGGAACAUUUUACCAGAUUCUUCCCAAAAGACACAGAAUAGGACAUCAUUGAAAAGCCAUUCUUUUGGAAAGUUGGAUAAAACCACUGUACGUUUCUGUCUUAUUGAAGCUGUAAGCAGGAACCAACUUCUGUUUUUCCUGCAAUCUAAUAUCUUGACUGGUUUAGUGAAUCUCACAAUAGAUACGAUUCAUUGCAGCACAAUUAUUUCCUUAUUUGUACUUUUAAUUUAUAUGUUUUGUAAUUGUGUCAUUGUCUACAUUUUACACAUUAAUGAUAUUACUUUAAAGUUUUGGUGAUUAGCUCUUUGCAUGAUUCACUUUCAACUAAGUAAAAUCAUCCUGACAUUGAGGCCAGAGUUCUUGCACUUUACUAAUCAGCCUUUUUGUGACAUUUACACCUCAAAUAACUUAUAAAGUGUAAUUCUCUGCAGUUGUAGGUUUUAUCUGCUUGUGAUUAUUCUGCUUAUUGUCUGCAAAAUAGGAAACAAAUACCAAAUUAUGUAUGGCCAAUCACAGUCACUCAUAAAAUUAACACAUUCAUUUGUUAAUCCCAGGCCAUCAACAAGGAAGACUAAUGUACCAGCUGAUUCUUCUUUCUAUUUCAAUAUUGCUAAUAGUGAUAUUGAAACUGAAGUGUUCACAGAAUCACAACGGUAUGGAAGCAGGCCAUUUCGCCCACCCUCCAAAGAGCAUCCCACUCAGACCCCACCCUAUCCCUGUAACUCUUCAUCUCCCAUGGCUAAUCUACCUAGCCUGCACAUCCCUGGACACUAUAGGCAAUUUAGCAUGGCCAAUCCAUCUAACCUGCACAUCUUUGGACUAUGGGAGGAAACCAGAGCACCCAAACGAAACCCUCACAGACAUGACGAGAAUGUGCAAGCUCCACAUGGUCACCUAAGGGUGGAAUUGAACCCGAGUCCCUGUUUAAAAACUAAACCACUGUGCAAUAUUGGACAAAUGUGAAAUGAAUGUCAUAAGCCUUUUGUAUUUUUGAUGGGCCGCAUCCCAAAUACAAACACCUUGGCUCUUUCAGAUGGUGAAAACCCCCAACAUGACUUUUAGUGGCCAAAUAUACUAUUUUGCUUAGAAAAGGACUUUGGACUUAUAACUGGACACGUAUAAGGUAGCUAUGUCAGUUACUGACUUCAAGAAAUAACAGCAGAAGCUAUUCUGACACAAACACAUGGAAGAUAAUCUCUGAAAAGCAUUGAACCAGCUGCAAGAAAACUACACAGCCUAGAUAAAAGCUAAAUCUUGAAAAUCAGGGAAAGAAUUACCCCAUUUCCCCCAUACCUACUUUAAGUUCAAUUUCACCUGACAGUUGACCUGGCAGUUAAACAAUAAGAAGCCUUGCAGCUUACUGAUAAUCAUCUGCUUUUCAAAGCCUCCAAUCCAGCUGAAACACAUUCAGGGCCACGAUAAAAGUGACUGAAAUAAUUCUAUCGCUUGUCUUUUUCUUAAUUGCGUCUAAUCUUUGUAUAUGGUACUGUGAGAAAUUCAACUUCCAGGGUAGAUAAUGAAUAAACAUCUUUAUUUUAAAUUCACAAA